Perca fluviatilis (European perch) is the source of this 5795-nucleotide messenger RNA. RefSeq names its product dihydropyridine-sensitive L-type skeletal muscle calcium channel subunit alpha-1-like. The transcript is spliced from 42 exons. Gene Ontology annotation, cellular component: membrane; voltage-gated calcium channel complex. Gene Ontology annotation, biological process: calcium ion import across plasma membrane. Lineage: Eukaryota; Metazoa; Chordata; Actinopteri; Perciformes; Percidae. Gene Ontology annotation, molecular function: calcium ion binding; high voltage-gated calcium channel activity. The record is from RefSeq and is a predicted model, not a curated record.
GAGGGAGAUCAGUCAAACCAUCAGAGAGAGACAGAGUGUGACAGAGAUGAUUGAGACAAGUUGAGAAGGGUUACGGAUGAAUGGACAGACCUAGUCAACAGGAUUUUGAAGUCUUCGACAGACCUUUUGGAAUACCACCUUCAAUUUAAAGUACAAUUGGUUCAAUAAACUCUUGAAGCCACAAUGGCAGACAGCGGCAGUCCACCACUGUCGUCCUACAUCAUGGAUGAGGAAACUCUGAAGAGAAAACAAAAGGAGAAGCUAAAGAAGCUGAUGGCCACAGGAGGCAACCCGAGGCCUGCACGCUCUCUCCUCUUCUUGACACUGAGGAAUCCCUUCCGCAGGGCAUGCAUCAGUAUUGUGGAGUGGAAACCUUUUGAAAUCAUAAUCCUUGUGGCCAUCUUUGCCAACUGUGUGGCCCUGGCUGUGUACUUGCCCAUGCCUGAGGAAGACAGCAACAACACCAACAGCAACUUGGAAAGCCUGGAGUACAUCUUCCUCAUCAUCUUCUCGAUAGAGUGUUUCCUGAAGAUUGUUGCCUAUGGAUUUCUUUUUCAUGCAGAUGCAUACUUAAGAAACUGCUGGAACAUUUUGGACUUUGUUUGUGUAUCCGUUGGCUUGUUCACUGUGGUGGUGGAUGCCAUUAACCAUAUCAGUGGAGUGGAGGCUCCAGUAGGAGAGAAAGGUGGAGGCUUUGACAUGAAAGCUCUGCGGGCAUUCAGAGUUCUUCGACCACUUAGACUGGUCUCUGGAGUCCCGAGCCUUCAAGUGGUGAUGAACUCCAUCUUGAAGUCCAUGCUGCCUCUUUUUCACAUCACCCUACUGGUCCUUUUCAUGGUCACCAUUUACUCCAUUAUGGGAUUGGAGCUCUUCAAGUGCAAAAUGCACAAGACCUGCUACCACACAGGCACAAAUAUCAUUGCUACAGUGGAAAAUGAGAAGCCAGCUCCAUGUGCCCAAGCAGGGAAUGGUCGGCGGUGUACCAUCAAUGGCACAGAGUGUCGAGCUGGGUGGCCAGGCCCAAACCAAGGAAUCACCCACUUUGACAACCUAGGGUUUUCUAUGCUGACUGUCUACCAGUGUAUCACCACACAAGGUUGGACAGACAUCCUCUACUGGGUAAAUGAUGCUAUAGGAAUGGAAUGGCCAUGGAUCUUUUUCACCACACUCAUCCUGGUUGGCUCCUUCUUCGUGCUCAACCUGGUUCUGGGUGUGCUCAGUGGUGAGUUCACAAAAGAGCGAGAAAAGGCCAAGUCCCGUGGAGAGUUUCAGAAGCUGAGGGAAACCCAGCAGCUAGAUGAGGACCUGAAGGGCUAUAUGGAGUGGAUCACUCAGGCUGAGGUCAUGGACAAUGACCAGGAGGGACAGGGCCUGCUUAUCACAGAAAAUGGAGGAUCAGAGACCGGAAGUGUCGGCAAAAUGGACACAAUGCAGCUGAUCAUCUAUUACUAUAAGCUGGCUCGUAAGUGGAAUCGUUGGUUACGCCGUAAAUGCAGAGUUUAUGUUAAGUCCAAACUGUUCUACUGGUGGGUGAUCAUGCUCGUCUUCCUCAAUACGCUGGCCAUCGCAACCGAACACCACAAACAGUCUCAGAGUCUCACCAACUGGCAAGACACUGCCAAUAAGCUUCUGCUGUCUAUGUUUGCCCUGGAGAUGUUCAUGAAGAUGUAUGCUCUAGGCUUACCUUCUUACUUCAUCUCACUAUUCAAUCGCUUUGACUGCUUCGUGGUGUCCACUGGCAUUAUGGAGCUCAUCCUUGUCCACAGGUUUUUUUUUUUUUGGUUGCAUCGCUUCAUCGCACUGCUCAACGUUUCCAGAUACUGGACAUCUCUCAGUAAUCUGGUGGCUUCCCUCUUGAACUCGGUCCGUUCCAUUGCCUGCUUGCUGCUGCUCCUCUUCCUUUUCAUUGUCAUCUUCUCCCUGCUGGGAAUGCAGGUGUUUGGAGGGAAGUUCAACUUUCCUAACCAACCAAAACCCCGCAGCACCUUUGACAGCUUCCCUCAGGCCCUCAUCACUGUGUUCCAGAUCCUGACAGGUGAGGACUGGAAUGCUGUCAUGUAUGAUGGCAUCAUGGCUCAUGGAGGACCCACCAUGCCUGGUAUCCUAGUCAGCAUCUACUUCAUCAUCCUCUUUGUCUGUGGAAAUUUCAUCCUUCUAAAUGUCUUCCUGGCCAUUGCCGUUGAUAAUUUGGCAGAGGCUGAGUCUUUGACUUUGGCACAGAAAGAAAAAGCAGAGGAGAAAAAGCGCAAGAAAGCACUAAGGGCCAACAUGCCUGACAAGGCAUCAGAGGAGAAAGCCAAUCUGGCAAAGAAGUUGGCUGAGCAAAGGGCCAAGGGUGUAGAGGGCAUCCCUACAACUGCCAAGCUCAAAAUCGACGAGUUUGAGUCUAAUGUCAAUGAGAUCAAAGACCCAUUCCCUCCAGCAGACUUUCCUGGUGAUGAUGAGGAGGAGGACCCUAAUAUCCCAGAAAGCCCUAGACCUCGUCCAAUGGCAGAUCUGCAGUUGAAGGAGGAAGCGGUGCCGAUGCCAGAAGCCAGCUCGUUCUUCAUCUUUGGACCUCAGAACAAGUUCCGGAAGCUCUGCCAUCGUAUUAUCAAUGCGACUACUUUCACCAACAUCAUCCUCCUCUUCAUCCUACUGUCAUCAGUUUCUUUAGCUGCUGAGGAUCCCAUCGAUCCCAUGUCCUUCAGGAACCAGGUGUUGGCCUAUGCUGAUAUAGUCUUCACUUCGGUGUUCACAGCGGAAAUUGUGCUCAAGAUGACAACAUAUGGUGCCAUUCUUCACAAAGGGUCUUUCUGUCGGAACUCUUUCAAUAUCUUGGAUCUUCUGGUGGUCAGUGUAUCUCUCCUCUCAAUGGGCAUGGAAUCCAGUGCCAUCUCGGUGGUGAAGAUUCUCAGGGUGUUAAGGGUACUCCGGCCCCUAAGGGCCAUCAACAGAGCCAAGGGACUCAAGCAUGUCGUCCAGUGCGUGUUUGUUGCUGUAAAGACCAUUGGAAAUAUUGUGCUGGUCACCAUGCUACUGGACUUCAUGUUUGCGUGCAUUGGAGUCCAACUUUUCAAAGGCCAGUUCUAUGCCUGCACAGAUCCUGACAAAAUGACUGAGGAAACAUGCAAAGGCUGGUAUAUAAAGUACCAGGAAGGAGCACUUCAUGAAAUGGAGGUCCAAAAAAAAAAAAAAAAAAAAAAAAAAAAAAAUUUUUUUUUUUUUUUUUUUUUUUUUUUUUUUUUUUUUUUUGUGUUUUUUUUUUUUUUUUUAUUUUAUUAUAUAUAAAAAAAAAAAUAAAAUAAAAAAAAAAAGGGAGGGCGGGGCACAACACCAAAAAGGGCCUUUUUAUUUUUUUUUUUUUUUUUCCUUAUUCUUAUCGCCUUCUUCAUGAUGAAUAUUUUUGUGGGCUUCGUCAUCGUCACCUUCCAGGAGCAAGGAGAGCAGGAGUAUAAGAACUGUGAGCUGGACAAAAACCAGCGCCAGUGUGUGCAGUAUGCUCUUAAGGCCCGACCACUGCGAUGUUAUAUUCCCAAGAACCCCUACCAGUAUCAGGUGUGGUACAUCGUCACCUCCUGCUACUUUGAGUACCUCAUGUUCCUCCUUAUUAUGCUCAACACCAUGUGUCUUGGAAUGCAGCACUGUAACCAGUCGGCUCACGUCACUCACCUGUCUGACAUGCUCAACGUGAUUUUCACUGUGCUCUUCACUGUGGAGAUGAUCCUUAAACUCAUGGCCUUCAAAGCAAAGGGUUAUUUUGGAGACCCAUGGAACGUCUUUGACUUUGUCAUCGUCAUUGGAAGUGUCGUGGACGUGAUGUUGAGUGAAAUUGAUGCAGCACUGGCCUCCUCUGGAGGACUUUACUGUCUCCACGGCUGCACUGCAGUGGAUCCCAUGCAAGCAAUUGCGUCUUCUGAGAACAUGAGCGUAUCAGUCACAUUCUUCAGACUGUUUCGUGUCAUGCGUCUAGUGAAACUUUUGAAUCGCUCUGAGGGGAUACGGAAUCUUCUGUGGACCUUCAUCAAAUCCCUUCAGGCUCUUCCAUACGUGGCCCUGCUCAUUCUCAUGCUGUUCUUUAUAUACGCUGUGGUUGGAAUGCAGAUAUUUGGUAAAAUUGCAUUGGUAGACGGCACAUACGUCAACAGAAACAACAACUUCCAGACAUUCCUACAGGCUGUGCUGCUGUUAUUCAGAUGUGCUACAGGGGAGGCAUGGCAUGAAGUGAUGUUAGCGUGUAUGUACGGCAAGAAGUGUGAUCCCAAGUCGGACUACUUACCUGGGGAAGAGUACACCUGUGGAUCCAACUUUGCCAUCAUCUACUUCAUGAGUUUCUACAUGCUCUGUGCCUUUCUGAUUAUCAACCUAUUUGUGGCUGUCAUCAUGGAUAACUUUGACUACUUGACUCGAGAUUGGUCUAUCCUUGGACCACAGCACUUGGAUGAGUUCAAGAAAAUAUGGGCAGAGUAUGAUCCUGAGGCUACGGGCCGUAUUAAGCACCUUGAUGUGGUCACACUCCUACGAAGAAUACCUCCUCCUCUGGGUUUUGGCAAGUUUUGUCCUCAUCGUAUCGCCUGCAAGAGGUUGGUCUCCAUGAACAUGCCUCUCAACAGUGAUGGAACAGUCACCUUCAACGCCACACUGUUUGCCCUGGUUAGAACUGCACUGAAAAUAAAGACAGAAGGUAAUUUUGAACAAGCCAACGAGGAGCUGAGGGGUAUUAUCAAGAAGAUCUGGAAGCGCACCAGUAUGAAACUUCUGGAUCAAGUCAUCCCACCUAUAGGAGAUGAUGAGGUGACAGUGGGAAAGUUCUAUGCCACUUUCCUAAUUCAGGAUUAUUUCAGGAAAUUGAAGAAGAGACAGGAAGAGUACUAUGGCUUCCGGCCCACCAAGAAAAGUGCCACCCAUGAGAUACAGGCGGGGUUGAGGAACAUCGAGGAGGAGGGCGUUCCAGAGCUCCACAGGGCCAUCUCCGGAGACCUUGUGACCGAAGAAGAGAUUGACCGAGCUGUUGACGAAGCUGGGGAGAGCAUCUACAGGAGACAAGGUAGUCUUUUUGGAAACCACUCUGACCCUUUUUCUGUGGAGAGUGAGAUAGCCGAUGCUACCCAGGCCGCUAGCCAGCGCCCACUGCAGAUGGCAGAAGGAGUCAACAACAAUAUCACCAACAGCCACGCAAGUCACAGCCUUUAUCAAUAACAGUAGUUUUGGAAGAAUCAGCCUGUGACCGUUGAUGUCCGUCAGAAUUCUUCAGAGCCAUGACCUUUGACUUUGGCAAAAUGGAGAUGGCAGGAGCUUCUCAACAGAUCCAAAGAAGAGACUGUGAUGAAAGGGGUUGCCAAGGCUGCCAACCCUGCCAAAACACCACUUGCAACCAGUGUAGAGCAUUAAAAAUACUGCCUGUUCUGGAUGGACUGAGAUUAACACGGAUUCUAUAAGGACUUUAUCUGUUCUCUGCUGUCCUGCUGGGACUUACUCUGUUGGUCUCUUUCCUCUUUUGGGAAUAAUGUAAAAGUAACCUGUAACAAGUUAUUUAACUAUCGAUAUUGACUUGUUUUUUCUUCUUUGUACUUUAUUACCCUCAGUGGUAAACUUAAAAAUAAAGUAUUAAAGAAAACACUGCCUGUCACAGAAAGAUUUACCUUUACUCUUUUGUCCUUUUGUUUUUCUUACCCUUAUUUUGUCACAUCUAUAAAAACAGGAGCGUUAAUUGAAAGGUAUUUAUUUUAAACGAAAUAUCAGAAUAAUUGAAGAAUGGAAAUCUUACUACAUACUUUUAAAGUGCUCAUAUUAUGCUCAUAUUCAGGUUCAUAAUU